This is a messenger RNA of Camelina sativa (false flax), 1827 nucleotides long. Lineage: Eukaryota; Viridiplantae; Streptophyta; Magnoliopsida; Brassicales; Brassicaceae. The record is from RefSeq and is a predicted model, not a curated record.
UGAUAUCGGCAACCUGACGUAGUUUAUCGAUGAAUAUUUAUUCUUCAGGAUUUUAGGCCUGAUGGACAGCACAGGAAUGGUGAAUGCUCUUCACAAGAUGAAGGCGUGACAUCUUUGCGUGCAAAAAUCGCUGUGCUGGAGGAGGAAUUGUGUAAAUCUCGACAAGAUUCUUCUGAGUAUCAGCACCUUGUCCGGAAGCUCGAGAAUGAGGUAAAAGAUCUAAACGAUCAGGAACAACAAGGGAAACAAAAGACAACGAAAGUAAUCUCUGACCUUCUCAUAUCUGUUUCCAAAACUGAGCGACAAGAAGCAAGAUCGAAAGUCAGACAUGAUUCUUUGCGAUUGGGCAGUGUUGGUGUUCUCAGGACUGGAACGAUCAUAGCUGAGACAUGGGAGGACGGCCAAAUGUUGAAAGAUCUGAAUGCUCAACUUAAACAAUUGUUGGAAACCAAGGAGGCUAUUGAGAGACAAAGAAAGCUCCUUAAGAAACGACAAAAUGGUGAUAAGAGUGACGGAACUGACACAGAAUCAGGAGCCCAGGAGGAAGAUGUCAUCCCUGACGAGGUUUACAAGUCUCGUCUUGCUAGUAUUAAGCGGGAAGAGGAAGUUGUUUUGCGUGAGAGAGAAAGGUACACAUUGGAGAAGGGGCUGCUUAUGAGGGAGAUGAAGCGCAUACGAGAUGAAGAUAAUUCUCGUUUCAACAAUUUCCCAGUUUUGAAUAGCCGAUAUGCGCUUCUAAAUCUUCUUGGUAAAGGCGGAUUUAGUGAAGUCUACAAGGCAUAUGAUUUGGUGGAUCAUAGAUAUGUUGCAUGCAAGCUUCAUGGUUUAAACGCCCAGUGGAGUGAGGAAAAGAAGCAAAGUUAUAUCCGCCAUGCCAACAGGGAAUGUGAAAUCCAUAAAAGUCUUGUGCAUCACCACAUUGUUCGUCUGUGGGAUAAAUUUCAUAUUGACAUGCAUACAUUCUGCACCGUUCUGGAAUAUUGUAGUGGGAAAGACCUUGAUGCUGUUUUAAAGGCAACACCUAAUCUUCCUGAGAAAGAGGCGAGGAUUAUCAUUGUGCAAAUAGUUCAUGGCCUUGUAUAUCUGAAUAAAAAGUCACAGAAGAUAAUCCACUAUGAUCUGAAGCCCGGGAAUGUUCUGUUUGAUGAGUUUGGAGUAGCAAAAGUGACUGAUUUUGGUUUAAGCAAGAUAGUUGAGGACAAUGUUGGUUCUCAAGGUAUGGAGCUUACAUCACAGGGAGCUGGAACAUACUGGUACCUCCCCCCAGAAUGUUUUGAGCUUAGCCAAACUCCUAUGAUCUCAUCAAAGGUUGAUGUAUGGUCGGUUGGUGUUCUGUUUUACCAAAUGCUAUUUGGGAAGCGACCCUUUGGACAUGACCAAAGCCAAGAACGAAUAUUACGAGAAGACACAAUCAUUAAAGCCAAAAAGGUUGAGUUCCCAGUAACAAGACCUGCCAUAUCAAAUGAAGCAAAGGAUUUGAUCCGACGGUGUCUAACAUAUAACCAAGCAGAGAGGCCUGAUGUUCUAACAAUGGCACAGGAUCCAUAUCUCUCCUACUCUAAGAAAUGAGAGUGUGUAGCCUUCACAAACAAGCCAGAGAUACCAAAGGACCAGAUCGUAGAAAUAUUUUUUGGUAUAGAUUAUAAAGUUUUUUUUGUUUUGUUUGUCUAGAUAAUUAAUCUCCCGGCCCCUUGAACAAUAUUAAUUUCGGGUGAAUAUAAUUCGUCUGGCUUCCUUUUGUUAUGUAACAUAUUAUGUAUGUUCUUCAUGUUUUUGAAUAGAAGAACAUGAGCUGAAAAAGUUGGAAACAGGUUCUUGUUCAUUAUA